Hippoglossus stenolepis (Pacific halibut) is the source of this 4978-nucleotide messenger RNA. It is a transcript of the gene znf281a, whose product is annotated as zinc finger protein 281a. The record is from RefSeq and is a predicted model, not a curated record. Bases 216 to 2621 code for a protein of 801 amino acids. The transcript has 7 exons. NCBI's taxonomy places the organism in Eukaryota, Metazoa, Chordata, Actinopteri, Pleuronectiformes, Pleuronectidae. Gene Ontology annotation, molecular function: RNA polymerase II cis-regulatory region sequence-specific DNA binding; DNA-binding transcription factor activity, RNA polymerase II-specific. Gene Ontology annotation, biological process: regulation of transcription by RNA polymerase II. Gene Ontology annotation, cellular component: nucleus.
AGCCCGCCGCGGCUAGCCGGACGAGCAUCAUUGUUCGCUGGAGUUGUGCGGGCCGUUUGUUAUGGGUCGUGCCCGUGUGGUCGCUCCAUCACCCACAGUCGCCAACUGUCCGGCACACGAAGCCGGCAACUCGGGGAAAGCUGCGAUAAGAGCCGGCACAGACCAAGAUGACACUUAUUACCACCUCAUAGUUUUCCUGCCUGCCGGCUUUCACCAUGAACAUCAUUCAAGACAAACUAGGAAAUGAAUUCCUGCGCUCCAACGGGGGUAUGGACUCCAAUUUCGGCCCUGGCAUGAUUAUGUUUAGCCAUCUCCCGCCGGUGACCAGCUUCACCCGGCUGGCCGCCCACUCCGUCAUGCAGGACCUGCCACCGCAUGAAAUGAUCCUGAAGAAGGAGCGCGACUCACCUGACUGCAGCAUGGGCACCCAGGGUGGCAGCUUCGGCUGUGCAGGAGUGGGAGACUAUGUUCACUCGAUGGGUAUCAAGCAGGAGAAGAUGUCAGAGCAUGAUUAUCGCCUGCCGCUCUACCCUGGAGGCCAUGGGAAGAGCACAGAGCUGCUGGAGGUGACAGUCAGUAACAACCAGAGCCUGCUGGUGCAUGACCUCAACAUGGGCAAUCUGCCGAGUCAGUUAGGAAAGGAGCCCGCUGGGAGAAAAGGUCGAAGGUCAAACGGUGACGGACAGGAGGGUAAACCAAGAAAGAAGAGAAGCGAGGCAAAGUCAAUGAUGCUGGAUGGAGAUGGAGGCAGCCUGUCACCAGGAAACAAGCCUCACAUCUGUGAGCACUGCGCUGCAUCGUUCAGAAGCUCCUAUCACCUACGCAGACAUGUCCUCAUUCACACUGGUGAAAGACCCUUUAGAUGCAACCAGUGCAACAUGAGUUUUAUUCAGAAGUAUCUUCUCCAGCGACAUGAGAAAAUCCACAGUGGAGAGAAGCCAUUCAGCUGUGACCAGUGCAACAUGCGAUUCAUUCAGAAGUACCACAUGGAGAGGCACAAGAGGACACAUAGCGGAGAGAAGCCGUACAGAUGUGAGACCUGCCAACAGUAUUUUUCUAGGACAGACCGACUGCUUAAGCACAAGCGAACCUGUGGAGAAGCCAUAAAGAAGGGGCUGGAUCCCGGGAUGAUGGACCUGGGUUGUGUUGACAUGGGCCAUGGCAGCUAUGGAAUCACUCAGGGAAAUGUUGGGAGUACUGGCAGAAAGAGGGGGAAGUCUAAAAAUUGUGGAGAGGGAGGGGAGCGCAGAAAGAAGAAGGGGGAUGCAGGAGGGGGCAGAGUACCGCACAUUCACGGUCCAGCGUCUGGAGGCUACAGCAUCCAUGAUUACUCUAUGGAGAAUCAGACAGUAUCUUCCUCUACCGAGCCGGGGCCCAGCAUGCAGCAGAGCCACCAUGGCCGAGCUCCAAAGAUGGCGUUCAAGAGGGCCAAUCGCAAGAGUCCGGCCAAAGCAAGCCCGUUGGAGCAGAGUGUGGGCAUGGAUGGACUUGGCCUCAUGCAGGGUAAUGGAGCCAAAGUUGGCACCAGCAGCAACUACGACGACGCCAUGCAGUUUCUGAAGAAGAGACGCUACCUUCACGCAGCAAACAAUGCAAACCCAUCAGGGCCUGUGGUGACUGGAGUAACCAGCAGUGAGUACGACGUCGGCGUUGGUCACUUGUCUUCCCAGCCAUCUGUAGUACAAGGCGUCAUUUCCAGUGUAAUGGACAGUGACUUGCCACUGAGUCUCGACAAGUCAGGGAUCCCUGAUGAGGUGCUGCAGAGCCUCCUUGACCACUACUCCCAGAAACAUGAUGGCUCGCACCACGACGUUCACUUUGACAUCAGUGACCAGCACGUGGACCUUAACUCCGUCUCAGCUGACAGUCCUGACAUCGGCCACAGCACAGACACCUCCAGCCCGUGUGGAGACAAGAACGUCAUGAUGCACGAGUACUCUCGCUUCCUGCUGCAGGCUUUGGAGCGCACCAGCCACACCACCAGCUUCCCUCUGGGCCCCGGGCCUCCCCCCUCAGGACCGUUCACCAAUUCCCACCCAGGCAACCCCCUCUACGCUGACAAGAACAUCUACACUACGUCCCCGCUGGAGUGUGGGUUUGGCCAGCCGGUGGCCUCGCCUUCGCUGCCCUCAUCUGUGCCAAAAUCUCACUUUGCGAUGCUGACGGGCUCCUCGCCACAGCACAGCUUCCACCUGAGCGGCCUGGAGCCCCCACACCAGCAGCUCACCCCGUCUCAGGAGCUCACCGACCAGAUGGAGAAGCAGCACUCCUCCACUCCCCCCUCCUCCUACCAGAUCAGCCCAUCUGACCUGAGCAGCGAGAAAAACCACCCGCCAGUCAAGAAUGGCACGGCAGUCUUCCCUCUGGCCCCCUCGCAGAAUCUGGCCCCUCUGGACUCCUCAAAGCCUUCCUACCAGAUUGAAAACUUUGCCCAGGCCUUUGGCUCCCAGUUCAAGUCAGAUGGCCGCGGCUUGUCUUAUGGCACUGACUCUGGCGGGGAGGUGGAUCACAGGAUACGGACGCCUGUGUCUGAAUUCUCAGGGUAUACUAGUUUGUUAUCUGAUGUCAAUGAGCCAGUAAGUACAGGUUCCAAAACUCCAACAAGCCAAAGCUACAGAUGAGAGCCUGAUAGGGAGAGAACACACUGUCGUUAAAGCUGAUGUUCUUAUUUUAGCUUUUUAGUGCUCCUAUUUUAUUAUUAUUAUUAUUAUUAUUAUUAUUGUUAUUAUUAUUUUUUUAAGUCUUUAUUUUAAUUAUACUGAUGCUCUGUUUUUGUGCCCACUCCUCCCCACAAAAAGCCUGCAAGGCUUCUUGCAACUGCAUUAAAAAAAAAAAAGUUUCUGUUAUUUUUAAGUUAAAUAUGUAUUGACUGUUUAUUAUCGUCAUUUUAGGGACAUUAGGUCUAGUCAUUAUUCAUGAACUGAAAGUACUGUUUGUUUGUUUUUAGGUAAGAGAAGUAGUAGCGCCGGUCGUAUUUCUUUUCCAACGAGCUGAAGUGUUUGAGCAAUCAACUUUACAACUGUAAAAAAAUAACAAUGGAAAUAAUGGCAGGGAAUAGCCCAGAAUCGAAAUAGCAAAAAGAAACAUAGAAGUUGUUGUCUGUUACAAGGUUAAAAGUAUUACUCAGGAAAAAAGUGGAAAUGGAGAAGCCUACGAGGUGCAGUGAGCGCGGUUUUCAGAAGUGUGAGGAUUUUUCUUAUGUUUUGUUACUUGUUGAAUGAGUGUGACAUAAACCGACUGCUGCCAGCUCACUUGAACACUGAAACACUUUCUACUUGGCUAUAUAGAGAUUAUGGUACUUUCAUGUCAAUGUGAAACUCAUGUUUUCUUCAAUAAGGGCCAUAUAUAUAUAUAUAUCUAUAUAUAUAUAUAUAUAUAUUUAUAAGAAUAUAUAUUAAUGUAAAAUAACAGAUUUAAUCAUUCUGGGGAGCUGCCAGUUGAAGUACUGGGAGAACGAGGGUCGGUUCAGGGGGUAAAUGUUGUCCGUGGUAUAUUUUUGGAGAACAAAAAUGAUGUCGGGCUUUUCUUUGGCCAAUAGAGGUUGCUGUUGGACAGUGAUAGAACGGCCUUCCCUUUUUCCUGCCCUCCUCUUCCUCAGUUAUUUUAUUUCUUAAGAAAAAAAUAUCCAAUUAGCACUUUGAGCCGUUUUCGUACAUCGAGUACAUUGCCCCGUCGGAUGGAGGAAGCUCAAACGUCAGGAAUGGACUGGCUUUUUGACUGAGACUUAUUGUUUCUGUAUAUGCAGAUGGAGGUUGAACAUAUUGUGGGUGGAUGAUAGGGAUACCCUUUGUUUGGGUAGCAUGGGUGGGGUGGGGGUGGGGGGGUCGAUAUGUGAAAGUGGGAUUUUUCAUUAACAUUUUCUCCUUUUAGGGAUUAGUGAGGGAGGUAGGGGCUUUUAAAAAUACGGUGACAUUUAAUCGGGACAAUGUAAAUGUAAUUCAAACCCCUAGUUUUAGUUUGACUUGUUACCCAACUUAGCAGCUUUGCUUUCGUAAUUGAAUUUUUUGACAAAAUGUGUUAGUGAUCAAGUAUGUCUUCAGCUAUUACUGAGGCAGCCAUAUGCAGUAUGAGCAGUAAAAAAAGAUGGCUGACGAAAAAUUUGUAUGCAUUUAGACUUUUCACAUGUGCUGGCAGCACCAUGCAUAUUUGUCCCCAGUAGAAUUAAUUGGGUGCCUAUAUCUGAGAAGAACAGGUGCAAGAUAUUGUCUAGUAAAAUGUUAGAUGUAACUUCUUGCUGAUUUCUAAAUGUAUUUAUGCUGUACGUCUUUUAUUUCUUCGUAAAGACGACAAUAAUCGCGCUGUCUUCCAUAGCUAGUGCUGGAAAUGAUAUCACUCUGCUGAAUGACUCUUCAGACCCCUUUACACCCCAAUGGCCUGUUUUAAGCAAUCAUUAAACAUGGUGCGAAUGCAAUGCUGUAAUAUCUUAAAAUAGUGUGAUGCCAUGUCGAACGGUUGAGGCGUAAAGCAAGAAAUCGCCUCACAUAUACCUCAUAUCACAAUAAAGCAGGGACAGAGGAGUGAAGGAUUGAUGCAAGUAGCAGAGAUGCUGUUUUAUGUGUUUUUAAAAAAAAGUCUCUGUGUGACUAUUUUUGUGAACAUGACAUUUAUGUGACCCAUUAAGACAACGUCGCCUCAGGGUUUCUGUAAAUGUCUCAUGCCAACCAGUGUUCAGUCUCUUCAGUUGGACCUCCUCUCCCCUCCACAUCGUAUUUGCCAUAUUGUUUCAAUAUGCUUUUUGUUUACAAAAAAAUGUACAAAACACUACAUCUUGCUGUACUUAAUUCUGACCCCUGUAUACAUUUUAUUUUACUAUCUUUCUUUCCCUUUUAACAUUUUUUUUAUCACCGCCAAAUUUUGUAGCUGAUAUCUUCCAUUCUUAUGUUGUUUCAGGUUCUUGUGACUCGUUUCACAAGACUGUACUUGUCCAAUGAAUUUAAAAUUGAUUAGGGAGAAAACAAUAAAAAAAACGUAUCAACAA